Closterium sp. Yama58-4 is the source of this 537-nucleotide messenger RNA. The record is from the annotation of a GenBank genome assembly. NCBI's taxonomy places the organism in Eukaryota, Viridiplantae, Streptophyta, Zygnematophyceae, Desmidiales, Closteriaceae.
AUGGAGGCUGCACGGGGAAAUGAGUUGGGGGCGGAAGAGAGGGAGAUGGCAUCAGGAAUGGCGGCGGUGCAGGCGGUGGCAGCAAUGCGCAUAGCGGAGGAGGCGCGGACAGAGGCACACGCCGCCAGGCGAGCAGCACAGGAGGCUGGGGGGAGAGUGCAGGCGGAGGAUGGGGAGCAGAGCGUGCAAGGGAAUGACGAGAGCGAGGCAAUGGUGGUGGAGGGGGGGCCGUGGGAGCUGAGGGCUCGGCUGCAGGAGACGGAGAGGCAGCUGCAGGAGAAGACUGCCCGCGUCUCAGAGCUGGAGAGAAGCCUGGAGGAGAUGACGCAGUAUCUGCAGAACCUCAAGGCCAUCCUGCCGGCUGUGCCUCUCGCUGCCGCUGCCUCGCCAGCUGGCUUGGGCCCGUCGCUUGCUGCUGUGCAUCGAGGGGCAGCAGGGGCAGGCGUGCAGGAGGGAGAGGUGGAGGGGCAGGGCGUGGGAGCACCAGAGGGCAGUGGAGGGGAGGGGAGCUGUGGCAGCACUCGCAGUAGGUGGUAG